GCUCCUCGCGUCCCGGGCAGGGCUAGUCAUGUGGCGGGUGGUGCGCGCGCUGCGUGUGCACGCUGCAAAUCUCAGCAAGUUCUCGGGACCUUGCGACAGGCCUGCUGCCUUCAUGUCCACUCUGCUAAUCCAUCAGCCUCAGUAUGCCUGGCUGAAAGAGCUGGGGCUCCGCGAGGAAAACGAGGGCGUGUACAAUGGAAGCUGGGGCGGUAGGGGAGAGGUUAUUACCACCUAUUGUCCUGUUAACAAUGAGCCAAUAGCAAGAGUCAGACAGGCCAGUGUGGCGGACUAUGAAGAAACUGUCAAGAAAGCAAAAGAAGCCUGGAAAGUUUGGGUGGAUAUUCCUGCUCCAAAGCGAGGAGAAAUAGUCAGACAGAUUGGCAAUGCCUUGCGGGAGAAGAUCCAAGUCCUGGGAAGCUUGGUAUCUUUGGAGAUGGGGAAAAUCCUAGUGGAAAGUGUGGGAGAAAUUCAAGAGUACGUGGAUAUUUGCGAUUAUGCUGUUGGUUUAUCACGGAUGAUUGGGGGACCUGUCUUGCCUUCUGAAAGGCCUGGUCAUAUGCUCAUCGAGCAGUGGAAUCCUGUCGGCCUGGUGGGAGUCAUCUCUGCAUUCAAUUUCCCUGCAGCGGUGUAUGGCUGGAACAACGCCAUCGCGCUGGUCACCGGAAAUGUUUGCCUAUGGAAAGGAGCCCCAACAACUUCCCUCAUUAGUGUAGCUGUCACAAAGAUAAUUGCCAAGGUUCUAGAGGACAACAAGCUGCCUGGAGCAAUUUGUUCCUUGACAUGUGGUGGAGCAGAUAUCGGCACAGCCAUGGCGAAAGAUGAGCGGGUGAACCUGCUGUCCUUCACAGGGAGCACUCAGGUGGGAAAACAGGUUGCCCUGAUGGUGCAGGAGAGAUUUGGGAAAUGUUUGCUGGAACUUGGAGGAAACAAUGCCAUUAUCGUUUUUGAGGAUGCAGACCUCAGCUUAGUUGUUCCAUCAACGCUCUUUGCUGCCAUGGGGACAGCUGGCCAGAGGUGUACCUCUACGAGGCGACUGUGGCUGUGGGAAGGAUUGGUGAGCAGUUCACUGAGGAAGCUAGGGAUGGUUAGGUGAUGCUGCGUGGGGCACAACAAAACUUCCUUUCUCCUCCCAGCUAAUGUGCUGUAUGGGCCGCUGCACACCAAAGAGUCAGUGAGCAAGUUUCUUGGAGCAGUGGAAGAAGCAAAGAAAGGAGGCGGCACUGUGGUCUAUGGGGGCAAGUUGGUGAAGGGUCCUGGUUCCUAUGUGGAACCCACAAUUGUGACAGGUCUUGCCCAUGAUGCGCCCAUUGUGCACACAGAAACCUUUGCUCCGAUUCUCUAUGUCAUUAAAUUCAAGAAUGAAGAAGAGGCCUUUGCGUGGAAUAAUGAGGUGAAGCAGGGACUUUCAAGUAGCAUCUUUACCAAGGAUCUGGGCAGAAUCUUCCGCUGGCUUGGACCUAAAGGAUCGGACUGUGGUGUUGUAAACGUCAACAUUCCAACCAACGGGGCUGAGAUCGGAGGAGCCUUCGGAGGAGAAAAACACACUGGUGGUGGCAGGGAGUCUGGCAGUGAUGCCUGGAAGCUGUACAUGAGAAGAUCUACGUGUACCAUCAACUGCAGUAAGGACCUUCCACUGGCCCAAGGAGUCAAGUUUGAGUAAAGGUGUUUCCGUUGGACAUUCCUCAGUGCCUUGUAGGCCUUUCUGCAGCUGCCCUGAAGACCAAGAAUAUUGACCUUUGCCUUGAAUAAGUAUCAUUUUGAAUGACAGUAGCUAAUCUCCUAUGACCUCUAAGCCCUGACUAAAUCAGGAGACUAAUUCUUUUAAAAAUAAAAAUGUUUGUAACCUAGCUACAUUUAGUAAAAAAUGAAUUGGAUGGUU
Messenger RNA from Octodon degus (degu), 1879 nucleotides. RefSeq names its product aldehyde dehydrogenase 7 family member A1 (gene Aldh7a1). Gene Ontology annotation, molecular function: aldehyde dehydrogenase (NAD+) activity. The transcript is spliced from 18 exons. The record is from RefSeq and is a predicted model, not a curated record. Lineage: Eukaryota; Metazoa; Chordata; Mammalia; Rodentia; Octodontidae.